UCGUGCAGCCAAUCGCUUAAGGAGGGCCCGCCCCCACUACCACGCGAUAGGCCAGGAGUGUGCUGCAAGCCCCGCCCUUCUGAGCUACUGGAGGGAGAUUUAAAUCCCGGGAAGAUUCUGCUCUGCACCUGACAGACACGCUGCUGUUCCAUUUGAGUCAUGCACCUUGGGAGUGCUGUGGGUGAUGGGUGGGCUCCCGUGAGCGACAGUUCUCUGCACUAUGGGUCAUUGGUUUUCAAUCAUGGGGCACUUGCUGCUGGGAUGUCGCCUGUGUUUCAAAGAAACAGGCCUUCAUCCCAAGUCUUUCCUGUUGGAAUGGUGAGCGUGGGUGUAGGCACAAGCCCAGAAAGGACAACAGAAUCCAGCAGGUCUGGCGUGGAGACAGAUGUGGCUGUCUUGCAAAGGAGGCAGAAGCAGAUAGACUAUGGGAAAAACACCAUUGGUUACCAGUGCUUUAUCCAGCAGGUGCCCAAGGCUGCUCGGCAGCCAGGUGUUCACCCAAGAACUCCAAAUAAAUAUAAGAAGUACAGUCGCCGCUCCUGGGACAUGCAGAUCAGACUGUGGCGACGGGCACUGCAUGGCUGGGACCCUCCUGGACUUGAGUUAGCAGGAACUGGACAGGGAAGUAUUUGCUAUAUGGUUAUCAUGGGGGGGAGGGGGAGAGAUUUCAUCCUUGGCGUCCAGGGCAACAAAUUCUGUUUGCUUGCAAGGCAGGAGCUGGUGGGUCCUCUGCCUGCUCUUUCAAAUGACUGGCUUGUUGCCCAAGGGACCCUGGAAAAACUUUGUAAAGAAGCCUUGCAUGGGCAGUUUGCUGGUUUGUCAUCUUCUGACCAUUCUUCUGCUUUGCUGCGUCAUGAUGAUAACUUUAUGGAAGAUACAGAAGAUCAUCCAUACUGCUUCUGGGUGUGAAUCAUAUCUUCUGGAAACCCAAAGCACCUGAUGCCCUAGAAGAGGCAGCAUCUUUAAAAUAAAAUAAGAAGUGGAGAGUGGGAACCUGAGCUUAUCUUCAAGCUUUUUUCCACUGUGGCCAACUCUUGCUUCUCUAGAUUGCUGCAAUAUUUUGUAAUACAUUAAUCUAUUUCCAUUCUUGAGUAAUUUGCUCUAUGCAGUUUUCACACAGAGAGCACUUGUUACUGCCUCUGCUUCACCCACUUACUUUGAAGAAGCCCUGUUUGUAUCAUUGACAUUUCUAUUGUUGAAGCAUGGGUGGAGGAUGUAAAGUCAGUAAAGUAUGUUCCAGAAGUGGAAUACUUGGUGACAGUACCUUGCAUUGGAGGGGAAAAGGGGGGAGAUGAUAACCAAAGAUGAAAAGUUUGAGCAUGAAUUACUUUAGAAGGUAAGCACCCAGGAUCAGCUUAUCAGUGAGUUCCUCAUUGGCCUGGCUUGUUUAGAUCUACUUGACACAAGAAGAGAAGAAGAAGAGUUUGGAUUUGAUAUC
Molecule: messenger RNA, 1438 nt
Organism: Podarcis muralis (Common wall lizard)
Lineage: Eukaryota; Metazoa; Chordata; Lepidosauria; Squamata; Lacertidae
Source: RefSeq, a predicted model, not a curated record